Paramecium tetraurelia is the source of this 1356-nucleotide messenger RNA. RefSeq lists its product as uncharacterized. The record is from RefSeq and is a predicted model, not a curated record. NCBI's taxonomy places the organism in Eukaryota, Ciliophora, Oligohymenophorea, Peniculida, Parameciidae. Gene Ontology annotation, molecular function: ATP hydrolysis activity; ATP binding. The transcript is spliced from 3 exons.
AUGAUUACUAAAUAAGAAGCAAGAAAUUAGAAUUUUCUAAAUUUAAGUAACUAAAAAUAGACUGAAGCAUUUUUGAAAAAUUAAAAAAAUAAGCAAUCGCAUCUCAAGGUUCAUUUAGAUCUAAAGUGCAUUAAUUAUACUUAAAUGAAACUAUUCCUAACAAAUAGAACUGAAUUUAUCAAAUUAAACCUCCCUGCCAAUAUAAAGAAGUAAGAAAUUAAAGUGGAAUAACCUCCAUAACCUUAGCAAUGUUAAAAUCAAGUAUAAUAGCCUCAACCAUCUAAUUAAUAAUAAUUUGGUUUUGUCUAAGCUAAUUAAUUAAUGCCAAAAAAAAGAUUCUAACCACCAACUAAAAUAGGUGAAAAGAGCAAAUAAGAGCAAUUAGGAUAAAAGAAUGAAAAAUAAUCAAAUUAAACUAACUUUGAAGAUAACAUAAUUAAUAAAAUUGAGUCUGAUAUCAUAGAAAUCAUGGAUAGACCAACUCAAUGGACAGACAUAGUUGGUUUAGAUCAUGUAAGAGAUUAAGUGGUUGAAAUAGCUUUGUGGCCUUUGGAGAAUCCAAAAUUAUUCGAAGGCAUAAUAGCACCAGGCAGUGGAUUAUUGUUAUUUGGUCCUCCAGGAACAGGAAAGACUAUGAUAGGUAAGGCCAUAGCAAGUGAAGGCAAGGCUACUUUCUUUUCUAUUAAGGCUUCCACCUUAACAUCUAAAUAUGUCGGAGAAGGUGAAAAAACUGUGAGAGCCUUGUUUGCCUUGGCUGCUUAAAGAUAGCCUAGCGUAAUAUUUUUUGAUGAGAUUGAUUCACUUUUAUGUGCUAGAUCUGAGAAGGAUAAUGAAACAAGUAGAUAAAUAAAGACAGAAUUUAUGGUUUAAUUAGAAGGAGCUACCAGAGGAGGAUGUGAAAGAAUAGUUUUUAUUGGCGCUACAAAUAGACCUCAAGAAUUAGACGAUGCAAUCAAAAGGAGAUUUUAGAAAAAGAUAUAUAUUCCUUUGCCUAAUAAGGAGGGGAGACAGUCAUACUUUGAAAAUUUGAUCAUUAAAGAAGCAAAAGAAGGGAAGAGAAUUGAAAUGAAUACUUCAGAGAUGCAAACUUUGGUAGAUUUGACAAAGGGAUACUCAGGAGCUGAUAUUAGAAAUUUAAGUAGAGAAGCUUGCAUGUAUGCAAUUAGAGAUGCUGCUAAAAUGUAUACUAUUAAAAAUUUGAAAUUGGAUUAGAUAAGAGCAACUACUAUAGAGGAUUUUAAGAGAGCUCUUCAAAUUGUGAAGCCCACAGUAAAUUAAAAUGAUUUAAAAGAUUACUUGAAAUGGAAUUAACAAUUUGGAUCCUAUAAUUAUGAUGCAGAUUGUUUAGAUACUUGA